AUGACUUCUCAUCUGGCUCGUCCCCCUCUCACCCGCCGCAAUGCGCAGGAUCGAGUUCUUUUGACCGUUGGAGCGCGAACUCAAGCUCUUCAGAAUGAUCUUGAGCGACCUAGUCAAUUUCUUCAGGAGUUUAGAGAGUCUCAAUUGUCACUCGAGACUCUCCAGAAUUCUGAAGUUGGUGAGGAGACUAUCAAAGCGGAAAACAAUGCUCUGGCUGCUGAGCAGAGACGAUACUACAUGCAAUACCAAGCAAAUGGAGCUGCCGAGGCUGCUCGAGCCCCGCAAGGUUCUCAACAAUUCGAUGCUGCUGUUUUGCAUGCUCGAGUUCAGCGGGAACAUGCUGCUGUGGACGCCUUGCCUUCCCACGUGAGACGCACCCAGCUUGAGGCGAUUGCUUGGUCCCUCCACCAUCUUAACCGCAAAAGUAUCAUCCAAUACCUGCGUGUGGUGCAGCCAGUUUCUCAGGCUUCAGUCGCCAGCGGCAGCUCCAUUACAACACUUCCGGAUGCCCCACGCCCGGAUGCCCCACGUCGCGAUACCAGACGUCCGGAUACCCCAAGUCCGGGUACUUUCCUUGCGUGGUCGGGCUACUACAUGGAAUACAUGCGUUUUGAGCAUUACGCUUCCCCUUCCGCUGCUCGUCGCCGCCUCGCCGUCAAUCAUCCCGCAGCAAUCCAAGAAGGAGAGGAAGAAGAUGUAGGCCAACGUUUCGAAAUCAUCGACUUUGGAACUCAAUAG
This is a messenger RNA of Sclerotinia sclerotiorum 1980 UF-70, 738 nucleotides long. RefSeq lists its product with no specific name. The transcript has a single exon. Bases 1 to 738 code for a protein of 245 amino acids. The record is from RefSeq and is a predicted model, not a curated record. NCBI's taxonomy places the organism in Eukaryota, Fungi, Ascomycota, Leotiomycetes, Helotiales, Sclerotiniaceae.